This is a messenger RNA of Argiope bruennichi, 4294 nucleotides long. Its product is annotated as acetylcholine receptor subunit alpha-like. Gene Ontology annotation, biological process: regulation of membrane potential; nervous system process; signal transduction. Gene Ontology annotation, cellular component: neuron projection; postsynaptic membrane; synapse. The transcript has 6 exons. Gene Ontology annotation, molecular function: transmembrane signaling receptor activity; acetylcholine-gated monoatomic cation-selective channel activity. The record is from RefSeq and is a predicted model, not a curated record. The coding region runs from base 132 to 1841 and encodes 569 amino acids. NCBI's taxonomy places the organism in Eukaryota, Metazoa, Arthropoda, Arachnida, Araneae, Araneidae.
CUCUGGGGUCACCGGUUUCGAUAUAAUAUUUAAUACAGUAAGAACUACCUCACCAAAUCCGUUUCUACUGGCAUCUCUUUAACCACCGAACCAGCAGCACGAGCUCAAGAAGGAAGGGAACGAUAACGGAGAUGAUGGCACGGAGAAAGAUGAAGAAGUGUUAUCGACCCGAGUCCCGUCUGGUAUAUAAUAAGGAUGUCGAAGACGUGGCUGGUCAUGAUGAGGGCAACACCACACAGGCAACACAUGCCGGACGUGGUGCACACACUGUGGCUUCCUCAGCAAACAUUGCAUCACCAACAUUAUAUGGCGGAUACUGGUGGCUCCCAAUCUUGGUUUGGUGCAUGGUGGUGGCGAUCUCGGAGGCCCAUCCGGCCGCCAAGCGGUUGCACGAUGACUUGCUGAGUGACUACAACCGUCUCAUCCGGCCUGUGGGUAAUCACAGCCAUAAAGUGACGGUCCAUUUGGGAUUGAAGCUCUCACAGCUCAUUGAUAUAAACUUGAAACACCAAGUCAUGACGACAAAUGUGUGGGUGGAGCAAACAUGGCAUGAUUAUAAACUCAAAUGGGAUCCUGACGACUACGGUGGCGUGGAGAUGAUCCAUGUUCCGGCUGAGCACAUAUGGCUUCCAGAUAUAGUUCUUUUCAAUAAUGCCGACGGCAAUUACGAAGUGACCUUGAUGACUAAAGCAACAGUCUAUUAUUCGGGAGAAAUAGUCUGGAAACCCCCCGCCCUGUACAAGAGCACCUGCGAGAUCGACGUUGAAUACUUCCCCUUUGACGAACAAUCGUGUUUGAUGAAGUUCGGUUCCUGGACAUACGACGGCUACGAGGUUGAUCUUCGACAUGUGAAACAAGAGGAAGGUUCUACCCUUGUCCCCCAGGGAAUUGAUAUGAGCGAAUUCUACAAAAGCGUCGAAUGGGACAUCCUCUUGGUUCCGGCUAAGUAUAACGAGGAAUAUUACGAUUGCUGCGUCGAACCUUACCCGGACAUCACUUUCAACAUCACCAUGAGGCGGAAGACGCUCUUCUACACGGUCAACCUUAUCAUCCCCUGCGUCGGCAUCUCUUUUCUCACCGUUCUGGUCUUUUACUUACCUUCGGACAGUGGCGAGAAGGUGACCCUCUGCAUAUCCAUCUUGGUGUCCCUCACUGUGUUCUUCUUGUUGCUUGCAGAGAUCAUCCCACCCACAUCUCUGGCGGUGCCACUGCUCGGAAAAUAUUUGCUUUUUACCAUGAUUCUAGUGACAUUAUCCAUAUCCGUGACUGUGGGAGUCUUGAAUGUCCAUUUCAGAUCCCCGUCGACCCAUCAAAUGUCCCCGUGGGUUCGAAGGGUGUUUAUACACAUCAUGCCAAGAUUGCUUUUAAUGCGCAGACCCAUGUAUGCAUCGGACGACGAACUGGCGGAUCCGUCGAAGUUUUCUGUCAGAAGUUGCAAUGGAGUCGAAUUGAGAAGACAAAGGGAUGAGGGAAACAGACCACCUGUUGUGGUUCCUCCCUUGGAUAAUCUGCAUGUGAGUUAUGAUCAUAAUGGUGGGGCGGAAGAAGUUGGGAUGGAAGCGGAAUCGAUAGUGAUGGGAAAUGGAGGCCCUCGUCAUAAGCAGUAUGCCCCAGAAACACAGAAAGCGAUUGAAAGCAUUUUGUUCAUAGCAGAACAUAUUAGAAAAGAAGACGAAGAGGAAAGUGUUAUCGAAGACUGGAAAUACGUCGCCAUGGUGCUCGACAGACUUUUUCUAUGGAUUUUUACUAUAGCGUCUCUCGUAGGAACAUGCGGCAUUUUAUUGCAGGCACCUUCUUUGUAUGACGACAGGAUACCUAUCGAGGGAUUCCACGUUGCAUGAUUUUGUAUUUAAUAGUUAUUUGAUGCUGUUUAAUCUAACUAAUAAUUCUUGUUUCACUCCCCCUUUUUGUGCCCCGUCGGCCCUUUCUUGGCAGCUACGCCAUGUUCACUAUAUGUAAGCAUAUAUGGACAUGUAGAUACGUAGAAGAAUAGACAAAAAUGGUAUUGUACAAUUCGCAACACUGGUGAAAGCGCGCAUUCAUUUCGUUGGUUCUUGCACUUUCUGCAAUCGAAGAAUUCGAUUGAUUUUCACGCUUGAAAGUAACGUUCUUGUGAUUUUGCAAAAUUAUUUAUUAAGACAACAAAAGGUAUUAUUUUAGUAGGCAAAUCGUAUGGCGCUAGUAUUUGUUUCAUAUGCAGGGCGAUUUUUUAUAGCAACGACGACGUGAAAGUAUACAGAAAGAACGUAUGCUAUAUAUAUUGCUAUAUUAUGUUUUUCGACAGUUUGUUGUCGAAAAAUACCGACAACGUACUGUUCAAAGUAAUAUAUAUGGCAGUGACUAUUAAUUUUUCGUUACAAAUAAAUGCUGAUUAAUAUGCAAAUUUAAAUAUCUUCAGGAUGAAAGCAUUUGUGUCUGAUGUUUUCAAAAUAGACAAAACUGCAAAUAGUGCUAAAAAUAAUAAAUGGAACAAUGAGAACAAAUAUACCGUCUCGCGGAACGUUGAUUUGUAUAAGAUAUAAAUAAAACUCUUGAUUUGCACCUAAUUCAUGCAAUGUUCCGGAUAUAUUUCCUUUAUUUUAAGAUGGUGGUGAAGGCUCAAUGAUUCUGAUGGGCCUGAAAUCAAACGCCACACGAAAAGUUCGCACAUAUUUUUCUUACUUUACAAGAGCAAAUGGUAAUCAAGAUAUAAUUUUCCCUCACAAUGCCAUAUUAUUUUACUUUCGCGAUACUACUUAAGAGGUGAGUGGGUGUUCAUACAUGCACUCACGCACACUAAUGGUUGAUAAGUCUAUAUAGGUAUCAACCAUUAGUAGCUAGUAUCAGAUUGCAAACUUUCGAUCUGUAUAGAAUUUAUUUAAAACUGAGAUACACCAGAAAGCAAUGCAUUGCUCAUUUAUGGGCAAGACUAAUAUAAUACGGAAUACUAAUAUUUCCACUCGAUCAAUAUUUGCCGUAUCAUUCGGAAAUCACGAAUGGCACACCACUUGCUGCCGAUGUAUCAGAAAAAUCAGCCACAUUAUCAGAUUUCCUUAUUAGAAAAUUGUUGCACAUGAUUUUAAUAAAAAAAUCACACUAAAGCUAACAAUUUCCACAUACUCGUUUUCACAUAUCAUUCUUGUAGUACAGAUUUUAAUAUUGCAUUACUCACUACUCUAUUAACAACACUGUGACUAAAAACGUAAUCACUACGCCAUCCACACGUCUAAUCAAAAUUCUUCUGCUUGGUACCAGAAGGAAUGGUUCAGAUCAUUUUUGUCACGAAUAGAUCCGACAGCUUUCAUGGGGUACCAACUUGGUGAUAGCAUGGUGUUGAAAUUUUUGAGAAAUUUAUGCAUGUUAAGGACUCAGUUUAAACAAAAAGUCAUCCAAAGAACUAAUGAGUACUGAUACUUGUGCAUUGCUGCGUAAAAUUAUUGUUUCGGAAUAAAUCUAGUUCCAGCUCAGGGAAGUAAUCUAAUUUUUGGCAAUGCACUUCCCUCGGAUUAUUUUGAUGCGCCUGAGUGUAACGGUGCUUCUUUGUUAAAUGAAACACUGCUCCCAAUUCCGAGACUAUCUGCAAUGAAGGGAAUUAUUCACAUACCGUUUGCUCUUGAAAGGUUUAGCGAUCGCACCGGUGGAUUUGUUCGCUAAUGUUUGAGGUCGGCUGCAGAGUUGUUAGCAAACGUAUUUGGCAGUAUACUCGUCGUUAGCAAGCAUGUUUUUCACAAAAUUGCCCUGUAUAUUUCUUAAAAUAACAGCAAAAGUAAAGCAGAAAAGCUCACGACGUCUUCCACACAGGUAUUUUAAUCAAAAGUGUAUACUUAGAAAUGCCUUUUUUUAACAGAGCAUUUCCAAACACUUCUAGUUUAAAAUGAAGUUCACGAUUAGGUUUAAUAUUCACUUGUGGUGCUCUUGCAUCUAACAGGGCGUUGCUAUUUAAAAGAUCCUAAGGCGUAAUGCAAAACAUUUGCAUGGACCUGGUAAAAUAUAAAUUUAAAUUUAUUAGAGAUUAUGACCGAACAGUCCAUAUACAGCGAAACUUGACUCAUUCGCAUUUUCCUCUAAUCCUUAGAAUUUCCUCAUAAUAUAUAACCAAAAUGUCAGCAUUCAUUGGACUGCAUUUCGGUUUGGUGCGAUCUAAAUUCGAAAUGCAAACUAAAGAUAUUUCGGAAUUAUUUUCGUUAGUAGAAUGCUUCCGAAUCUUAAGUUCUCAAAGAUGACAGUCAAUUUUUAAGUUCUUUACUGGGUGGAAAUGUAUGGAAUAAAAAAAAAUGCUGAAAUAACCUUUUCUUCCAAAAAAGUUUGGACACAU